Molecule: messenger RNA, 252 nt
Organism: Heterostelium album PN500
Lineage: Eukaryota; Evosea; Eumycetozoa; Acytosteliales; Acytosteliaceae
Exons: 1
Coding region: 1-252 (83 amino acids)
Source: RefSeq, a predicted model, not a curated record
AUGUCUGACGAUGAUGAUAUGAUGUAUGACGAUGAUGAAUACUUUGAUGACGAUGACGAUCAGGGUGAUGGAAACGACGAAGAGGAAGAAGAAGUAGAAAUUGAGAAUCAAUAUUACAAUUCAAAGGGUUUGAUCGAAGAUUCAAUACCAGAGGCUAUCGCAUCCUAUGAGAAAGUGGUAGAGUUUGAAAAAGGUGAAAAAUCAGAAUGGUAUGUUGUAGAAUUAACUAGAUAUAUAGAUAGAUUGUUUUAA